UAUGUGUCCACUAGAAGUCAUUUUUCAUACUCAAUUUCUUUCGGCGGAACGCGGAGCUGUAACUGAUUGUUGGGCAAAGUAUUCUUGCUCUAGUUGAUCUGCUGCUGUCCUUGGUGAUGUACAGACCAAUCCAAUUAGGUUUCACCUCCAGGCAGUGAUGCAACUCGGAGAGCUUCACCCUCGCAGUGUUCUCUCCCUAGGCUGCUGCUGGGUGUCAUUCUGCAGUUCACUCUAUGCUACGCUUACUCUCCUCAGCCCGAUUUUUACGCGUUCGGCAUCUGCAGCCAUCCCGUCUCACUAUAUCACGCGUCGAUGGAGGUAACGGUACUCUUUGAAGAGAUUUUUUUCGCGUAACGUGCUGCAGGUUUUUUUUUGCUGUGUAGCUGUUAAUUUUUCUUCCAAGCGGACAAUUUGUUUUUUCUCUUAAUAUCUUUGUACAAAAUGUGGGACGCAUCUGUAGUUAUCGAAGCUUCCACGGAGAACACGGAAUCUUAGCUUCCUGGAAAAAAGAGUCCCGCAGCCUUUUUCUCAUUUUCCCUAUCCAAUUGAACACAGAGGGGUUUGCAUGCAAAAGGUGGUUUAUUCCAGCGAGUCAUGGAGGGACUUGUCUAAGGAGGACCCAACAUAAUUAGCCUACUGUGUCACCCCGCUGUCUGGUUCUGAUUCUGUAUCGUCUCGUCUUGGCAAGCCUCACCACCCCACGGCGCUGCUCACCAUGGCAGAGAAGGCGACCAGCCCCGGGGUGCCAAAGGGCGGUGCUAGGGCCGGGGCGUCCCUCCCUCCGGAGCCCAUUGACAUCAUCCGGACCAAGGCCCGGUCCCGGAGGGUCCGGAUCAACGUGGGCGGCCUCAACCACGAGGUCCUGUGGCGGACCCUGGACCGACUGCCACGCACCCGCCUGGGCAAGCUGCGGGACUGCAACACGCACGAGGCACUGAUGGAGGUGUGCGACGACUACAGCCUGAACGAGAACGAGUACUUCUUCGACCGGCACCCGGGCGCCUUCACCUCCAUCCUCAACUUCUACCGCACGGGCAAGCUGCACAUGAUGGAGGAGAUGUGCGCGCUCUCCUUCGGACAGGAGCUCGACUACUGGGGCAUCGACGAGAUCUACCUGGAGUCGUGCUGCCAGGCGCGCUACCACCAGAAGAAGGAGCAGAUGAACGAGGAGCUGCGGCGCGAGGCCGAGACGCUCAGAGAGCGGGAGGGCGAGUGCGAGUUCGACAACACCUGCUGCCCGAACAAGCGCAAGAAGCUCUGGGACCUCCUGGAAAAGCCCAGCUCAUCCGUGGCUGCUAAGAUCUUGGCCAUCAUAUCCAUUCUCUUCAUCAUACUUUCCACCAUCGCUUUGUCCCUUAACACCUUGCCUGAACUACAAGUGAUGGAUGAAUUCGGGCAGGCCAACGAUAAUCCUCAGCUUGCACACGUCGAAGCUGUCUGCAUCGCCUGGUUCACCAUGGAGUACCUCUUGCGGUUCAUGUCCGCGCCCAACAAGUGGAAGUUCUUCAAAGGGCCACUCAAUGUCAUAGACUUGCUGGCUAUUUUGCCCUACUAUGUUACUAUUUUCCUGACGGAAUCCAACAAAAGCGUUCUGCAGUUCCAGAACGUGAGGAGGGUGGUGCAGAUAUUCCGUAUCAUGAGAAUAUUGCGGAUUCUCAAACUUGCCAGACAUUCCACCGGAUUGCAGUCCCUUGGAUUUACACUCAGAAGAAGCUACAAUGAGCUGGGCCUGCUGAUAUUAUUCCUAGCCAUGGGAAUUAUGAUAUUCUCAAGUUUGGUGUUCUUUGCGGAGAAGGACGAGGAUGCCACCAAAUUUACCAGCAUUCCAGCUUCUUUCUGGUGGGCAACCAUCACCAUGACAACAGUCGGCUACGGAGACAUAUACCCGCAAACGUUGCUGGGCAAAAUUGUCGGCGGACUUUGUUGCAUCGCUGGUGUGCUGGUCAUUGCCUUACCCAUCCCCAUCAUCGUGAAUAACUUCUCCGAGUUCUAUAAAGAGCAGAAGAGGCAAGAGAAGGCGAUCAAGAGGCGAGAGGCCUUGGAGCGGGCAAAGAGGAACGGCAGCAUCGUGUCCAUGAACCUGAAGGACGCUUUUGCCCGGAGCAUGGAGCUAAUGGACGUGGUGGUGGAGAAAAGUGAGGAGAAGCGCGUGGACAACCACCUCUCACCGAGCCGCUGGAGCAUCCCGAAACGCACAUCCUCGGAGGUCAGCCUGAAAUCGAUGGAGAAGAAAUAUCCAGAGCCUGUUCCCUUGGGGUCACAGGAGGCCAUUAAGACGGGCAGUCCACAGCACCUCAGCGCUCGGAAACUGGAACAAAUGUACAACCAGAUGACCAGGUCACAGUCCUUCUCCAAUCUCACCUUGCCGACGAUCAUUCAGACCGAGGUGCCGCUGAAACCAGAGGUGGAGCUGGAACUGAAGGUGGUGUUGACCCCCGAGCCACCCGCCAAGCCCCCCGUCACCGAGGUCCGAAGCAUAUCAAGCGUUGACAGCUUCACAAGCUGCACCAAUGAAUUUGGCGAGGGCGACAAGUCUUCCAUUUCCUCGAACUCUACCGGGCAGGGGCAGAUGAAGCCUCAGAAGCCACCCCCGCUCGAUCUAAGCCAGCUGACCCCGCCCGAGACGGGGUCCGAGGACACCAGCUCGCAAGGGACCGUCAUGAAGGACGGCCUGUACGAGCUCGUCCCCAACAACCCGAGCCGUGAGACCCUGACACUGACGGAGGAUAAUGAGGAGGGGGAAGACGGGGAGUUGGACCAGGUGGGGGACAGCAUCCAGAGCUCCUUAAGGACCACCAACCCGGUCAAGACGAAGGGUCUGAAGGUCAACUUUGUGGAGACGCCGGAGGAGGUCCCCCUCACACCUCCCAGCACCUGCUCCCCCCAGGAUAUCAGCAGCAGUAGCCUGCUAGAGGACGAGUCCCCCGAUGGGGAGCAGACCUCGCUCUGCCCCGAGUCCGAGCCCCUCCUGAUGGUACCGGAGGAGGAGGAGGAGGAGGAGGAGGAGGAGCAGGUGCCUCCGUCGUCGGGGAACGCGGAUGACGGAGACCCCCAGGCGAUGACGAAAUUGGCCCCGCUCACAGGGGAGCUCAUGGAAGAGAAGGAGGACGACUUGGCCCCGGAGAACUCUGAGGAGAAGGGGAAGUCAGAGGAGGUGGAGGAGGAGGGGGGAGAGGAGGAAGCUGAGAAGGAGGCCGGGGCGGCCUCCGUAGUGGGGGCCUUCUCACACAAAGCUGCCAAGCAGAACUGCACCCAAGGGGUGGUGGGCAACGCGGCAGGAGACGACAAAGCCGACAGCAACCAAAGUGGACACAAAGUGGAGAACCACAUGUUUACACCCGAGAUCCAUCUCAUGCCGGGAGAUGGCGAAACGUCCUCGACUUGUGAGACAAGCAUGUGACUGUGACAGCGUGGGAUAUGGAUAUGCAGACCCACAAGAGGAACACAUACAAGGGCGCUCAGAUGUAAUGAAAGUGAUAUUUUUGCAUGGCAUGGCAAGUCCCUUUUAACUGUGUCGUUGUUUGAUAUUAAUAUAAUGUGAGACUGCAGUCUGCAGGCAAGACUUGGGUAUGAGUGGAGGGCCUGGGAGCUCGCAAAGAGCAUAUCUAUCCAUUUAUGAGGAUGUUUUUGAUCUAAAACUGUACAUUUUAACUUUUUUAUUUUAUUUUAUUUAUUUUUUUGGUUCUUUUAUAGAGACAGUGAGAAAUGCACAGUGGGAUAAAUCUUUUAAAAAAAAGCAUGCAUUUAAUUUAAGAAAUCAAUGUAAUUUUACGGUGCUUAGUCUGCUGAAAGCGCUCCACUGUAAAUACAAGAAUGACCACGGCUGUGGCAACACCCUGAAUGACAGGACACAACUGUUUUUCAAAGGUACAUGUUUCAGUCACAGAGAAACACACAGUCAGACUUGGCAGGGGGAUGUGGGGAAGAGUUGCAUAGUAGCGACCUAUAAAAACAUAUCAUAACUUUUUGUGGGAAUGCAAAAUGUAUACCAUGAUGCCGAUACAAUGUUUUUCUGUGUUCAGAUUCAUCCAUGGAUUGUAAUGUUAUCGUAUGUUUUGGUUGGCAUAGUAAUUGGUUUAAUGCCCAAAUUAAGAGUUAAUAUCAUAAACUUCAGACUGAAAGACCAUAAUUUGUAUGAUAAAGAAUUAAUCCUCCUCUAAUGAAAUCAUGUGUUGCAUACAUCGUGCACUGGUAGUUGCCAAAUACAUCAUGAAGAUGCAUAGAUGCUUAUGAAAAUAUAAUACAUAUGAAGUUGGCUUUAGGUCCUAGGUGAAUAAACAAUGCCAGCUUAAGAAAGUUUGCAGAACCAUCAAAGGCCUAUCUUCAGUCUGAUCAAAAAUAUUUUCUUUUGUCAAAUUAUCAUGAAAAAUAACCCAUAUACACCUGACUAUAACACUAUCAGUCAGUUGCACAUAAACCAUAGUAAUAGAUGCUGUAGCUUUUGUGUGAAGUUGAUAGAAAUCUAAUUCCCCAGAGAAUGUCACUAAUGACUCCAAUAGUUCUGGUCGUUACGUCUCACAUAUGAUGCCGCAGAUCUCAUUUUAUUAUACAAUUACCACAGAAUAAAGUAUUAUUAUUCAUGCUGUUAUGAGACCAGUGACGUAGUGCUUCUAUUUACAGGUGCGUCAUACUUUAUUCUUAAACCUAAAUCAGAUGUGUAAUACUGCAUGCAAGUGUUCCAUCAUUUUGAUUUUCUCAUGGUGGUUGUCACUGUAUUGUCAACAUACCCACCAUCACCCAUACUCAGACAUACCAGUCCUGUAAUGCAUUAAUUCAGUUAAGUUAUCCAAUACCUUUUAAGUGUUCAAGAUUCAUUUAAAUCAUUGUAGUUCCUUAGUAUCAUGAAUCCUGGUGUUAGAUACGCUCAAGUCGAUUUUUAACCCAACCCAAAGUUUUACCUUUUUGUCAAUGAAUGAGAAUAUAUAUUUAAUGUUGCCUUUUAUUCCUACACUGCUGGAGAGUACAUUUGUAUAUUUAUUUUGCAUUGGCAUGACUAAGAGUGCUAAAACUGUUUUCUUGAUACCGCAUGAAAAUGAAGUGAGAGAAAGGAAGGGGGGAAGUAUGAGUUGUGUGAACUGAACGUAUUUGUUGGUUUUCCCUGUCAGAGUCGGAAAGUGCAAUACAGCAUACUGCAAUCUAUGCAGGCCAAGAAUUGUGGCACUUUAUUUGCAGUCCAGUGAAUUUGUAAGUGUACAGGCAUAAACACUUGUAUUUUUCAGAAGAUGUAUCUUUAAUAUUUGAAAUGAUGACGUUACCACUCAAAAUAUGAACUUAAAAUUAAAGAUUUUUUUUCCUGAAGGUAUGUGUGGCUGACAGUCGUGAUUAUAAUGUACACAAUGUCAGUCCUCAUUACUUUGAAAGUUAGUAUUAAUCUGACCAAGAGGGCCUUUUAUAAUUCUCUACAAGGAAAGGCUUUAAGUUAACAUCUGAUACGAAUCUACAAAUGAUUCAAUUUUAAUUAUUUAAAUGGCCUCACACAAAGUAAGUAUUUUUGUUUUGUGAAUCAAUGCUGACAAUGAUUCUAUUUUUUCUAAACCAAAAUCAAGCAUGACCACAAUUUCCUGCCAUGUGGUGGUUGAAAUGACACAUGCCUUUUUCAUAAAAUGUCCUUUAUGAGAAGGCUACAAGUCAUUUGGCUUUGUUCAUAUAGCACUGUACAGAAAAUUCUAAUUUUUAUAGGAGAAAAAUCAGGUCUUUAUGUAAUAGAUACAAGUAAUAUAAUUGAGUUCUCAGGUUUUCUAUAAUAUUAAUGUUCUGAUAGGGUAGAAUUCUUUUUUUUCCUUUCAUCAUUUUCAGGUAGCACCGACUCUUUCUUUGUUCUUUUUUAUGUUGUCAAAUACACAUUGAUGUCUUGGAUAUCAAUGGAGCAGCAUCACAAAUGUAGCUCCUCUUUACUCCAUCCAUAUCCGCGUCUGAAUCUAAAGACUGUGAACGGAGAACCACACCACGCCACACAACACACCACACAUGAAGAGGACCACUGUCCUCAUUUGUUUUUUUGCACAUUGGACAGAUAAGUCAGUAAGAAAGGGAGUGCAGUCAUCUUAAAACAGGUUUCACCAAUUGGUGGCGCCAUAGGUCACUGAUUUGUCAUGCUUGUCAAUAGUGAGCAAACAGCCCAAAAGGGCGGGGUGGUCUGGUCAUAGAAUAAUACAAGACACAAGAGCACUGAUCAAAGUCUUUCCAUGAAUGGGGAGGAAUGAUUUUCUUCUAUUUAGUAUUCUACACAAUCAAACAGCCACGGUUGUUCAAAAUUUGAGAUGAUAUUUGGUGUGGACUCUUUCCUGAGGGGAAACCAUCUUUUGCACACACACAGCAUUUUCAAAUUCUACACAGGUGAUUGAUUUUUUGUCUUUUCCACCAACAUACAGUACAUGUCUACAGUGUUUGUGUUAAUGGAAUUGAAAACAGAGACAAACAACCUGGAUGUCUCUGUGUGCUUUUAUGUUUUGAUAUUCGUCCAAAUGUGAGGACAAAUGUAGGAACAGUGGACUCACAAUCGCACCAAUAGUGUUAUUUAUGUGUUUGUUUUUAUGCUUGUCUAUUUAUUUAUCACUUGUCCCUAAGUAAGGUACGAUGUUUUUUUCUUUUGAAACUCUAAUACUACAUAUUUAAGUUUUCAAGUUUGUUUCACUCUCUAUUUUUUCAUUUGUAUCUAACAUCUCCAUGUGAAUAUAGAAACAUCUCUCAUUAAAAUGAUGGGGAAUAGUUGACCAAUCGGUGAUUUGGUUCUGGACGGCUUUCUUUCAAGAUGGUUACUGAAUGGACGCUGAAAUUAACUCUGUGAGCUAACAGCGCAAAAUGGACUGUAAAGCAUGUCUCUCUCUCUCUCUCUCUCUCUCUCUCAUCACACUAUCACCUGUGAUACCUUAUGUUGUCAGGACGAGUGUGUGCGAUUUUAUUUUCUUUGAAAGAAAGGCUAUCGUUUCACCAUGUUUGUGUCCCUCCACCUGUCAUCACAGCCAGUCUUUCCAUGGCAUAACUGCAUCAUUGCAUCCUCCUGUCGUCUUCUGCCUGUUUUGGGAGUUUGUUUGUUUGUUUUUUGACUUGUUUUUGGUUUUAAAAAGGUUUUAUCAUGUAACUAGGUAUCAUUAGACAACUUUGCGCAUAUCAGCAUUUGUAUGCAUGUAGUAAUCUGUACAAUUGUGUGACCACUGAACACUUUGUUAUGGUACAUGUAUGUCAACAUUUCUGUAAGAUAAACAGCAUUGUUCCCCCAUAAGUCUAGCAUAUGCAGGAUGAA
Molecule: messenger RNA, 7243 nt
Organism: Alosa sapidissima (American shad)
Lineage: Eukaryota; Metazoa; Chordata; Actinopteri; Clupeiformes; Clupeidae
Gene: kcnb2b
Product: potassium voltage-gated channel subfamily B member 2b
Exons: 3
Coding region: 716-3400 (894 amino acids)
Biological process (GO): potassium ion transmembrane transport; protein homooligomerization
Cellular component (GO): membrane; voltage-gated potassium channel complex
Molecular function (GO): delayed rectifier potassium channel activity; protein binding
Source: RefSeq, a predicted model, not a curated record